Messenger RNA from Ectocarpus siliculosus, 2310 nucleotides. Lineage: Eukaryota; Phaeophyceae; Ectocarpales; Ectocarpaceae. The record is from the annotation of a GenBank genome assembly.
AUGGGCCAAACCCCUCUGCACCUUGCCGCCGGCUUGGGCUGUGACGAUAUGGUGCCCCUGAUUCUUCAACAAGGGGCUGUCGUGGAUGCGCUGGAUAUCCAGCGUCGGACCCCCUUGCACCUCGCAGCAAUCGUAGGCUUUUUUCCUGCGGUGGAAGUGCUAUUGGCUGCCGGAGCGGACUUGAGCCUCCACUCUGGUGAUAACGACGAAUCAGCGCUGGAAACGGCUGCCAUUAAUGGGGAUGUGGAUGUAGUGCGAGCAAUGGUGCGGCACGGGGUGGACGUUAAUGCUCGCGACUCUGAAGGCCUCACUGCGCUACACGCGGCCGCUGAGAGCAAUCAGGCAGGCGCGAUCGAUGCGCUUAUCGAAGCAGGAGCGCACGUCAACGCUCGGGGGUGUGUGGAAAGGGCUGCGUUGGCCCUGCUGAGCAAUGGUGCGGACGUGGACGAGCUGGCCAGUUAUCGCCGCACUGCCCUCCAUACUACGGCCAAAAGAGGACACACUUCUGUUGUCAAUGCCCUUCUGGAUGCUGGCGCGAGGCUUCAUCUCCGCACAAACAAGUACGACAGCGGAGAUACGCCGCUAGACUUGGCCGCUAAGAAGGAUCAUGUCGACAUCGUUCAACGGCUAAUCCGGCGAGGUGCCAGGUUGAAUGCCAGAGACGCAGAUGGGUUGACUACCUUGCACAAGACUGCCUCCGAAAACGAGGCAGAUGUGAUCGAUGCGCUUGUGGCAGCAGGGGCUGAAGUGGAUGCCCUUUCUCCAGAGAGCGGCUUUACGCCCCUCCACAUAGCGUCCAUCGACGAGUGCUCCGAGGCCGCCCGCUCUCUCCUGAAGCAUGGGGCUAGCAUCUGCACGAUGGACACCAGCGGUUGCACUCCCCUCCACUUAGCGGCCGACGGAAACUCCUGCGAGAUUAUCAUCACACUCUUGGAGGGCGGGGCUAACGAGAAUUCGCUUUCCGGUGAUGGCGAAGCGCGCCUUCACGUGGCAGCGGCGCGCGGUAGCGUUGCUGCGACACAAGCCCUGCUGGCUGCUGGCGCAAAUGUCGACCUCCCGGCUGACAAAGAUGGCUCGUCACCUCUGUCGAUAGCCGCGUUGAACGGGCACGCCGACGUGACGGAAGUUUUGAAUCGUCACGGAGCGGGUUUGGGCGCGACGGACAGUGAGGGGUCGACUGCUUUGCACCAGGCGGCGUCGGAGAACCAUGCUGGUGUUGUUGACGUGCUUAUCAAGGCUGGGGCGAGUUUGGAAGCGCUGGACAAUGCGUCCAGGACGCCUCUGAUCGUGGCCUUCGACGAUUUCGGCAGGCGUCCGAGAAAAGAUGCGCAUGUCACUAUAGUUGCCCUGUUGAAACAUGGGGCCAACGCAAAUGUGCAGACCAGCGGUUAUCCACUACUUGCGUACGCAGCGCAUGCUGACUCCCUUCCAGUAGUUGAAGCACUCCUCGCCGCUGGUGCGGAGGUAAACGCCGUCAGCAACUUGACUGGGUGCACGGCACUGCAUGUAUCCACGGAGCAUCAGCACUCCGCCGUCCUGGAGGAACUACUUCGGAACGCGGCGGACACGGAGAUACACGCCAUGCGUGGCCAGACUCCGUUGCACGUAGCCGCGGACGGUGGCCAUGUGCACUCGAUCAAUUGUCUCAUCGACGGAGGCGUUAUGGUUGAAGCUCAAGAUGAGGAUGGUCGGACACCUCUUCAUGUUGCUUGUUCGAAACUGGAUUGCUCAGCUAUACACGCCCUCCUGAGAAGCGGCUCCGACAUUCAAGCGGUGGACAACAGCCGGUGCUCUCCCCUUCACCAUGCAGUGAACCGCAUCGGGCAUUGGGAGUCUGCGGCCAACGUGGCUUACGCAGUGAACCUUUUGUUGAGAUGGGGUGCAGAUGAAAACGCCGUAAACUCACAAGGCGAGACCGCUCGGGAAGUUUUACAACGUUUCUCUUCCUUUCCUGCGACGUUCCCGGACGACACGACGCAAGUUCAACGCCUGCUAUCAAAGUCGCCGCAGGAUAAAACAUGGCGUCGUCGCGGCUGGCUAGUCUUGGGUCGCACUAGACCCAACAGGGUAAAGCCGAAAGCCAAGAACGAGGGAGCAAGUACUAGGAGUUCGAUACGGAACGUUCGAGCGCGGGAUUCCGCAACUGGGGCAAGGUUCGACGCUGCGGCGACGCUCGAGCAGGGAGUAGAAGGGACCAUUGCGCCAAGGGAAAGAGAUGCUACUGCUACUGCUGGCUUGAGCAACUUGGUGGCGGCUGUGCUUGGUUUACGCGAGGAAGAUGUUUUCCGGAGUAUCGUGGGGUUCCUGUAA